AUGUGGCCGACACGGACGAGUAUCCUGCUGUGUGUCGUGAUGUUGUUGUCGAAUGCACGUGGGGAACACAGAACCGCCUGGCAGGCUCUGCGUAGCAGGUCUGUGCGUCCGCAGCCCGUGCCAUUGCUUGCGCCACCACCGUCGGCACCAUUCCGAUUCUCGUCUGGCGCAAAGUCGAGUACGAUUCUCUGUGCUAAGAAACCAAACACAAAAGCCAAGCCGUCCGUUGCACCUCUCCAAUCGUUGUCGCGGAAAAAUCGCAUUCAAAGCGUAUUGGAUUGGGCACAAAGAGCGGACGUUCAAGUAAGCAAGGAAAUAGCGUUGGAUUCUCGAGUGGCCGAGUACGGGCUCGGCUGGUACGCCUCCACCAAUAUUCCCACCAAUCAAGUUUUGCUGAGUGUGCCCUCCAAUCGAGCCUUGACAGUGGAAAUUCCCGGUGAGGGACCGGACGAUCGCUCCGUUCUGGACUUGGUGGCGAGCUCGGACAGUGGCAGCAAGACAGAGGUACGGGCCUUGCCCUGGUUUGUGCAAAUGAGUCUGUACAUCUAUAAAUUGGACCAAGUCGAUGCGGACAAAGAAGGUGUUGAUAUGCGCCCCUGGUUGGAUUCGCUACCGAGGUCUUUUGAUACCGUCAUACAUUGGUCCGAGGCAAAUCGGCAAGAGUUACAGUACGAUUCUAUGGUAACUGCCGUGGCCAGUCAAGAACAAGAUUGGAAACGGUACUACCAAUCGCUCUUGCAAGCUGGAGCCUCAUCGUCGUCCUUGACAUGGGAGCAGUUCCUGUGGGGUUGUGAGAUUGCUCGAUCACGAGCCUUCUCCGGAGGAUUUACAGGAUCCGCCUUCAAUCCAGGAGUAUACGCCUUUACGCUCUUGCUCGUCACAAUCUAUGUGGGUCUGGGUGUGGGUAGCCUCGAACAAGCAGCCAACGGAGCUGGUGUGGUCUUUUCCGCAAGUAUACUCAAGGACUUUGUGUUGCCCAAACUCUUCAAAAAGAGGCGAUACGUAAUUUGUCCCAUGAUUGAUAUGGCCAACCACCAGUCGGUUAAAUUUGCUGGCCAAGUCUCCUUUGAGUACUUUGCUAAUGCUUACAGUUUAGCCACGGAUCAAGCUAUUCCGUCCGGUGACGAAGUUUACAUUUCCUACGGGCCGCGAUCCAACGAUCAGCUAUUGCAGUACUACGGAUUUGUUGAGCGCAACAAUCCAAACGAUGUGUAUGUCAUGCCACCUCUACGAGAGUGGGAUAUUGAAGCCUUGGAACGGGCCACGGAUCGCAAGUUUGCGGUGGGACGGUUGGAAAAACUCAAUCGUGCCGGAUUGUUGGGGAGUGCAACGACGGUACUUUCAGACAAAAAGUACGACGAGACGGAGGUUGCCAACGCCAAUGGGGGCGUUGUGAUAACGCGCGUGUUGGGCCUAGACCCGGCCAUUCUUCAAGCCUUGCGAGCACUCGUGUCGACAGAGGACGAAUGGAAUGCCGCGGGCCAAGCAGUCGGCAGUUUUGCGGAAGAAGGGUCGGGCGGAGCCGCCAACGAGGCAGCCGCUCGGCUAGCGGCGCGAACGGCGGUCGGAAUGGAGCUCCAAUCAAAAGAGACCACCCUGCAAGAAGAUGAAGCCCUACUCCAACGAAUGGACACUGUGAAAAGUAUGGAUGCUAGCAGGGAAGAGAAAUUGGCGGUCCAAUUUCGGAUCGAAAAGAAAAAGUUGUUGUCCGAAACGCUGGACAAGUUGUCAGUAAGGUAA
Messenger RNA from Phaeodactylum tricornutum CCAP 1055/1, 1740 nucleotides. RefSeq lists its product with no specific name. Lineage: Eukaryota; Bacillariophyta; Bacillariophyceae; Surirellales; Neidiaceae. Gene Ontology annotation, molecular function: protein-lysine N-methyltransferase activity. The coding region runs from base 1 to 1740 and encodes 579 amino acids. The record is from RefSeq and is a predicted model, not a curated record. The transcript has a single exon. Gene Ontology annotation, biological process: peptidyl-lysine monomethylation.